AUGCCCCGAAGACCAAUAAGGCAUUGCAGGUCAUUGAAACCUUGGCCUCUGACCUUCUCCUCCUUUGUUCGUUCAGUUGCUCAACUGGCCUCUUCUUACAUGGCCAAGCGUCAAAUGCACAACUUUAAAAUACACCGAGAAUCUCCCCGAAAGUCUGCAGAUACUGGAUAUUUGAAGCAUACACCGGACGAGAAGAGUGAACGGUCUGUAUCUUCUGAUGAAGAAGAGUUUGAAGGAGUGGUUCAAGCAGAGUUUGCAUUCUUUGAUCCAAAACUCAAUGACUUUCACGGAGUGAAGACCUUGCUGCAAACCUACCUUGAUACUAAGCAAUGGGAUUUGAGUGGUUUUGUUGACUUGAUAUUGGGACAGACCACGGUGGGGACUGUAGUUAAAAUAGAGGGGGAUGAAGAUGAUGGAGUUUUUGCUCUCGUGACUGUGCUAAACUUGCAAAGAUAUAAGGACCAUAAAUUUAUCAUGGAUCUCAAGGAUUUCCUCCUUAAAGCAUACCAAGAGAAUGAUGUAGUAGAUAAAUUGAGAUCAAUCGUGGGAGAGCAAGCACAGAAUGUGGGUAUCCUGGUCUCUCAGCACGUGGUGAAUCUCCUAUGUCAUUUGCCAUGCCUGUCACUUGUGACUGCAUUUUUCCCAAAUGUGCUUCAGCUUAGCUUGUGGUCCUUCAGCUUUCCUUUGCUGACUCGACAGCCUGCUACUCAUGAGGUUUGUGCUUUUUUGAACAUAUCGUGAGUCAUUGGGACAGCCUGACUAUGUUAACUAAAACUCAUACCACAAACACCAC
Carya illinoinensis is the source of this 793-nucleotide messenger RNA. Its product is annotated as protein BCCIP homolog. Gene Ontology annotation, cellular component: nucleus. The coding region runs from base 1 to 741 and encodes 246 amino acids. The transcript has 4 exons. NCBI's taxonomy places the organism in Eukaryota, Viridiplantae, Streptophyta, Magnoliopsida, Fagales, Juglandaceae. The record is from RefSeq and is a predicted model, not a curated record.